Ochotona curzoniae (black-lipped pika) is the source of this 2360-nucleotide messenger RNA. RefSeq names its product follicle stimulating hormone receptor (gene FSHR). Bases 76 to 2163 code for a protein of 695 amino acids. Gene Ontology annotation, molecular function: G protein-coupled receptor activity; protein binding; follicle-stimulating hormone receptor activity. The record is from RefSeq and is a predicted model, not a curated record. Gene Ontology annotation, cellular component: membrane. The transcript has 10 exons. Lineage: Eukaryota; Metazoa; Chordata; Mammalia; Lagomorpha; Ochotonidae. Gene Ontology annotation, biological process: follicle-stimulating hormone signaling pathway; male gonad development.
GUGUGGCACCUCUGAAAUCCGUGGAGGUUUUCUUCCACCAAGGCAGGAAGAAAACAGGUGGAUGGAGAAAUAGACAUGGCCUUACUCCUGGUCGCCCUGCUGGCAAUCCUGAGCCUGGGCUCUGGUUGUCAUCAGCGGCUCUGUCACUGCUCUAACAGGGUUUGCCUCUGCCAAGAAAGCAAGGUGACAGAGAUCCCCUCCGACCUCCCCAGGAAUGCGGUCGAACUGAGGUUUGUACUCACCAGGCUUCGAGUCAUCCCAAAAGGAGCAUUUUCAGGAUUUGGGGACCUGGAGAAAAUAGAGAUCUCUCAGAAUGAAGUCUUGGAAGUGAUAGAGGCAGAGGUAUUCUCCAACCUACCAAAGUUACAUGAAAUUAGAAUUGAAAAGGCCAACAACCUGCUGUACAUCAACCCUGAAGCCUUCCAGAACCUUCCCAAUCUCCGAUAUCUGUUAAUAUCCAAUACAGGUAUCAAGCACUUGCCAGAUGUUCACAAGAUUCAGUCUCUCCAAAAAGUUUUACUAGAUGUUCAAGACAACAUAAACAUCCAGACAAUUGAAAGGAAUUCUUUUGUGGGGCUGAGUUUUGAGAGUGUGAUACUAUGGCUGAAAAAGAAUGGGAUUCAAGAAAUACACAACUGUGCAUUCAACGGAACCCAACUAGAUGAGCUGAACCUAAGUGAUAACAAUAAUUUGGAAGAACUGCCUAAUGAUGUUUUUCAGGGAGCCUCUGGACCCAUCGUUCUAGAUAUUUCAAGAACAAAGAUCCAUGCUCUGCCUAGCUGUGGCUUAGAAAAUCUUAAGAAGCUAAGGGCCAGGUCAACAUACAACUUAAAAAAGCUUCCUAAUCUGGAAAAGUUUGUUGCCCUCAUGGAAGCCAGUCUCACCUACCCCAGCCAUUGCUGUGCCUUUGCAAACUGGAGACGGAAAACCUCUGAACUUCAUCCAAUUUGUAAUAAAUCUAUUUUAAGGCAAGAAAUUGAUGACAUGACUCAGGCUAGGGGUCAGCAAAUCUCUUUGGUUGAAGAUGAUGAAACCAGUUAUGGCAGAGGAUUUGAUAUGACAUAUGGUGAAUCUGACUAUGACUUAUGCAAUGAAAUGGUUGAUGUCUCCUGCUCCCCUAAGCCAGAUGCGUUCAACCCAUGUGAAGAUAUUAUGGGGUACAACAUCCUUAGAGUCUUGAUAUGGUUUAUCAGCAUCCUAGCCAUCACUGGGAACAUCGUAGUGUUAACGAUCCUGAUAACCAGCCAAUAUAAACUCACAGUUCCCCGCUUCCUUAUGUGCAACCUGGCCUUUGCUGAUCUCUGCAUUGGAAUCUACUUGCUGCUCAUAGCAACAGUUGACAUUCACACGAAAAGCCAAUACCACAACUACGCCAUUGACUGGCAAACUGGAGCAGGCUGUGAUGUUGCUGGCUUUUUCACGGUCUUUGCCAGUGAGCUCUCAGUCUACACUCUUACAGUCAUCACUCUGGAAAGGUGGCACACCAUCACCCAUGCCAUGCGGCUGGACUGCAAGGUGCAGCUGCGCCAUGCUGCCAGUGUCAUGGGCAUGGGCUGGAUCUUCUCUUUUGCAGCUGCCCUCUUUCCUAUCUUCGGCAUCAGCAGCUACAUGAAGGUGAGCAUCUGCCUGCCCAUGGAUAUUGACAGCACUCUCUCACAACUGUAUGUCAUGCUCCUCCUUGUGCUCAAUGUUCUGGCUUUUGUCAUCAUUUGUGGCUGCUACACCCGCAUCUACCUCACGGUGAGGAACCCUAACAUCGCGUCCUCCUCCAGUGACACCAGAAUCGCCAAGCGCAUGGCUUUGCUCAUCUUCACCGACUUCCUCUGCAUGGCCCCCAUCUCUUUCUUUGCCAUUUCAGCCUCCCUUAAGGUGCCCCUAAUCACAGUAUCUAAGGCAAAGAUCCUCCUGGUCCUGUUCUACCCCAUCAACUCCUGUGCCAACCCCUUCCUCUAUGCCAUCUUCACCAAGAAUUUUCGAAGAGAUUUGUUCAUUCUGCUGAGCAGGUUCGGCUGCUACAAAAUGCAAGCCCACAUUUAUAGGACAGAAUUCUCAUCCACUGCCCACAACUCCCAGCCAAGGAAUAGCCACUGCUCUUCAGCCCCUAGAGUCAGCAAUGGCUCUAGUUACAUGUUUGUACCUCUAAGCCAUUUAACCAAAAAAUAAAAUACAAUGAGAAAAUAUAUUUAGAUUCUGAAUGAUAACUCAAUCUUGCCUGUGUAGAUUACAGUGUAAGGUAACUGACAGAUAACUUCCUCCUACUUUAUCUAAUUUCGCCUUCCUGGUAUACCAGAGGCCAGACUUAAUAAUUCCAUAUGAUGCAGGAGAAUUAUUAGUCACAACAAUAAUUAAAAUAAUACAAU